Solanum dulcamara is the source of this 1879-nucleotide messenger RNA. Its product is annotated as F-box/kelch-repeat protein At1g30090. The transcript is spliced from 2 exons. Lineage: Eukaryota; Viridiplantae; Streptophyta; Magnoliopsida; Solanales; Solanaceae. Bases 274 to 1560 code for a protein of 428 amino acids. Gene Ontology annotation, molecular function: protein binding. The record is from RefSeq and is a predicted model, not a curated record.
UUUCGAGUAUAUCAAACUCUCUCAAAUGGCGCGUGACAACUAUAUUCCCUCGAAACAUGAGGCCAUGUACAAAUUUGAGGCUGGAACCCAGUAUAUGAAAGAUUAAAAAAAUCAGUAAAUCUUACUUUAGAAGUAGAACAAGUCUGAAUGAUUAAAAAGUUAAAGCGGUGCUGUUCUUCUUCUUCUUGUUGUUGCUAAAGCCACCAGCUUUAUACUGCCCUGCUGCUCAUAUCAAUUGUUCUUUCUUAAUCUGUAUUAUAGUGAUGUACUUGUAUGUUCUUUUCCCUGAGCAUUAGUUUAAAGAAAAUUUGGAGAUUGGAGGAAGGGGUUGUGCAGUUUUCCUCAAGAAACAUGCAAAGAGUAAGGGUAUCAUCACAUCAAGCUCCAGUGCAAAGGCUGGGUGAUUCACAAAUGACAUUGUCCCCAAAGUUUAGGUUAGGUGCAAAGCAAUCUGAUUUACUUGAUCCUUCAUUUGAGUUAGAAAUGUGGCGAAAGGGAGAACCCCUAAUUCCUGGACUUCCAGAUGAUGUUGCUCUCAACUGCCUCCUUAGGGUACCCGUUGAUAACCACAUCAACUGCAGAGUUGUAUGUAAGCGAUGGUAUUCACUCUUUGCCACUAAAGAUAGAUUCUUUUCUCGAAGGAAGGAGCUUGGAUUUCAUGAUCCUUGGCUUUUUGUCUUUGCCUUUCAUAAAACUAGUGGGAAAAUUCAGUGGAAAGUUUUUGAUCUAAAAAGCUCUUCUUGGCAUACUAUCCCUACGAUGCCGUGCAAGGAAAAAGUGUGCCCCCAUGGAUUCAGGUGUAUCUGCUUUCCCCAUGACGGUGUUCUCUAUGUUUGUGGUGGGGUAGCCUCUGAUGUUGAUUGUCCCCUUAAUUUGGUGGUUAAGUAUGAAGUUCAGAGAAACCGUUGGACUAUUAUGAAGAAGAUGAUCACAGCUAGGUCCUUUUUUGCCAGUGGAGUUAUUGAUGGGAUGAUUUAUGUUGCCGGAGGAAACAGCACACAUCUUUUUGAGCUGGACUCUGCUGAAGUCUUGGAUCCUAAUAAAGGGAUUUGGUGCCCUGUUGCAAAUAUGGGAACAAACAUGGCCUCAUAUGACUCUGCAGUUCUUAAUGGGAAGCUUCUAGUAACCGAAGGCUGGUUUUGGCCAUUUUAUGUUGUGCCUAGGGGCCAGAUUUAUGACCCUCAAACAGAUAAUUGGGAGAACAUGGCUUCUGGACUUCGAGAAGGUUGGACUGGUUCUAGUGUUGUGCUAUAUGGGCAAUUGUUUGUAGUUUCCGAACACGAACGCACAAAACUUAAGGUUUAUGAUCCGGAAACUGAUUCCUGGGACACUGUUGAAGGACUUCCACUGCCAGAGCAGAUAUGUAAACCUUUCUCUGUAGAUUGCUGUGACAACCGGAUUGUUGUCGUAGGCCGAAAUCUUCAUGUUGCUGUAGGACAUAUCAAGAGCCUGCAGCCAUCUAUGAAACGCUGCUCAUUUGCUGUUUACUGGCAAGUGGUAGAUGCUCCUGAAUCCCUCUCUGACUUCACGCCAUCUAGUGCACAGGUUCUAUUUGCUUAGCCGCUUAGUUUUCAUCGCAACUACAUGGGAUCGCCAAAACUGCGUGUGAAAUAUUUCCAACAAGGUCCAGUACUCUAUUUGUGAGUUUUCCUCAGUUUCUACUGUAUUUAGCUCUAAUAUAGUAAAUCCAUUUACCAUUUAGCUUCCCCAGUUCUUAUAAUGUAGUUCUUGAUUUAUGCUAUUUCAUUAAGUGACAUAGUCGAAACUCAACCAGCUGGAAAUAGCCAUUACUGGAUUGUGGUAGUGUAAUAGUUGAUAUACUUGUAACAAAGCACAUUUGUGUAUUGAUCUAUUUAGUUAUAUGUAUUUUACUGCUCUA